Bactrocera latifrons is the source of this 874-nucleotide messenger RNA. RefSeq names its product histidine-rich glycoprotein-like. Gene Ontology annotation, cellular component: extracellular matrix. The coding region runs from base 79 to 696 and encodes 205 amino acids. The transcript has 2 exons. NCBI's taxonomy places the organism in Eukaryota, Metazoa, Arthropoda, Insecta, Diptera, Tephritidae. The record is from RefSeq and is a predicted model, not a curated record.
UAUCGAUCGUUAACACUUAAGCAAAGCUAAAGUACAAACCGUUUUCUGAAGCAAUCACUCAUAACUAGCUGCGGUACAAUGGCCUUCAAGUUUAUCGCUGCAUUCGCUUUCUGUUCUGCGCUAGUCGUAGUCAACGCAGCACCAUAUAUACAUCACGAAGAGAGCGGCGGACACGAGCAUGAGGUACACAGCGGCGGCUCCAGUCAUGCAUCCAUACACUUGGUCUCGCAUGACGAUCAUCAUGAUGAGCAUGGACACGAACAUGGUGAUGGCCAUGAUUCGCAUGCCGAGUACCAUUUCAAGUAUGGUGUAGAGGAUAAGAAAACCGGUGACUAUAAGGAGCAUAGCGAAAAACGUGAUGGCCACAAAGUAACCGGACAUUAUGAGUUGAUUGAUGCCGAUGGUCAUAAGCGCACUGUCCACUACACAGCUGACAAGCAUAGCGGUUUCCACGCCAUCGUACACCGCGAACCCACACACCAUCAUAUUGCUGAUCACGGACACACCAGCUACUAUGGCGGUUAUGCUCAUCUCGAGGAACAUCAUGGUGGUGAGCAUGGUCAUGAACAUGGCCAUGGACACGGUCAUCAUGGUCAUGAGAGCGGUUUCUCGAUCAAACAGGAGCAUGGUGUGCCUUUCCAUCACGAAGCUCAUCAUGAAAGUGCUCACGAGGGUGGUAGUGAAGGUGGUCACUAAGUUUGCCUAUGGCUGGAACUUAGCAUUUAGACGCAAAAAUAUUUGCGUUGCUCCAAAUUUGUUGUGUAAUGAAAAACUACUGUUAGGUAUAAGUUUAAUUUAAGUUUAGCAAAGCAUUGAGUGUUUCUGUAAAACCAAAAAAAUCCUAUUAUUUUAGUUGAAUUUUUCCUAAUGUUAA